CUCCCGCCGCCGGUGGGCGGGAGCGCCGGGCCGGGAGCGCCGGGCUGGGCCUGGCCGGGCGGGCCCGGGGCCGGGGCCAUGGCGCUGCCCGUGCUGUCCAGCUCGGCCGUGAAAUUCCGCCGGGUCCUGGCGCAGUUCCCGCAGGAGCUCAGCCUGGCCUUCGCCUACGGCUCCGGGGUGUUCCGGCAGGCGGGGGCCUCGGCCGAGCACGGCGAGACAAAUAUGCUGGACUUCGUGUUUGCUGUUGAUGAUGUUGUGACCUGGCAUAUGAUGAACUUGUCAAAGAACAGGAGUCAUUAUUCCUUCCUUAAAUUUUUUGGGCCCAAAAAGAUAAGUACUGUACAGAGAUAUGGAGCAGGAAUUUACUACAACACCUUAGUGCCAUGCAAUGGCAGGAUGAUAAAAUAUGGAGUAAUUAGCACUGACACCCUGAUUGAGGAUUUGUUUCACUGGAAAACUCUCUAUGUGGCUGGGCGCCUCCAAAAGCCGGUGAAGAUCCUGGCCCAGAAUGAUAACAGCAAGCUGCAAGCUGCUCUUGUCAGCAACCUGAAGAGUGCAGUGACAGCAGCCUUCCUCAUGCUGCCAGAGAGCUUCUCAGAAGAGGACCUGUACCUGCAGAUUGCUGGACUCUCCUACGCUGGUGAUUUCAGGAUGAUAAUAGGAGAAGACAAAUUCAAAGUGCAGAACAUAGUGAAGCCCAACGUUGCCCAUUUCCAGAAGCUGUACAGUACCAUACUCCAGGACUGCCCUCAAGUGGUGUACAAGCACCAUCUGGGAAGGCUCGAGAUUGAUAAAAGUCCAGAAGGUCAGUUUACACAACUUAUGACUUUGCCAAAGACUCUGCAACAGAAGAUAACUGCUCUGGUAAACCCUCCUGGAAAGAACAGAGACGUGGAAGAAAUUUUACUGCAAGUUGCCCACGACCCUGACUGUGGAUUUCUGGUGCAUCAAGGCAUUUCAGGAAUUGUGAGAUCCUCCAGUAUAGUGCAGAGUGCUAAAACCAUCCUGACAGCUGCUGUGCAGAGGAGAUUUUGUGGAGCAAAAUAAUUGCAAGGGAGAGGCUAAAAACGGUGUUAUUCCUGUUAAAUUCAAGAUUUUCCCUUGAAUUCAAGGUGUCCCAUGGGGCAGAGCUGGGUAAGUGCAGGAGUGGAACAGAAAUGGUUGAGCUGUGGGGAUUAUAAAUCACCUCUGAGGCUCGUUAGCUCCCCUGGUGUGUCCUGCAGUCAGUCACUGACAGCCUCUCCUGGCACUGGCACUUUGGGGGGUCCUCAUGGAUCUUUCAGUAGCACUUGGAAUUUUUAUCUUCAUUUUUUAUCAUGAUAUUAUCAUUUUAUCAUCAUUUUGUUAUCUUUUUUGUCAUAAUUCUUUAGCAUUCUGCUUCAUGCACCUGAAAUCAGUUAUUUGGGAAAUGUCUCUCUUUCCCUUGGUCUUAACUGCUUUUUGCUUUAUAUAUAGUGGCUUUUUUCUCUUUCAAACAAAUUGUAGUUUCCUUCUAAUCAGUUAUGUAGAGUUGUAUUUAAAAACUGUUUUCUACUAGUGGUUUUUUGUGGUGAAAACAUAUUUUUGUGACUUGGUUUAGGUAGAGCAAAGCAAUUUUGGGCCUUUGCCUCCAGCACAAGCCAAAUUUGAGCAAGGAGGCUUGGGGGAGUGGAUUUUUCUUACCUUUUGCAUGAUUUAGUUUUUGGGAGGGGUUUUUUUGUUUUGUUUUGUUGGUGUUUUUUUUGUUUUGGUUUUUUUUGUUGUUGUUGUUUUUUUUAAUGUAUUUACACUUUUCUGCCAGAAUCUGGUGAAAACCAUUAGUGACAGAAUUCAGGAGUGAAAUUUACCUGCUCAGGGAUGUCACCUCAAUAUUUUUGAGGUAUGAUGUUUGUGUGAUCUGCCCUGCAAUAGAGGAGGGAUGGGUGUCCAUAGCUGUAGAGUUAAUUAGCAAAAACCUUUUGCCCUUUUUUUUGUUUGGUUUUUAAUAUUUGUCUCCAAACACUUGUGACUGAGUUUAUAUUAAAUCUGCCAGUGUCUUCUAAUGAA
Messenger RNA from Passer domesticus (house sparrow), 2025 nucleotides. It is a transcript of the gene TAMM41, whose product is annotated as TAM41 mitochondrial translocator assembly and maintenance homolog. The coding region runs from base 79 to 1047 and encodes 322 amino acids. Gene Ontology annotation, cellular component: mitochondrion. The record is from RefSeq and is a predicted model, not a curated record. Gene Ontology annotation, molecular function: phosphatidate cytidylyltransferase activity. Gene Ontology annotation, biological process: CDP-diacylglycerol biosynthetic process; cardiolipin biosynthetic process. NCBI's taxonomy places the organism in Eukaryota, Metazoa, Chordata, Aves, Passeriformes, Passeridae. The transcript is spliced from 8 exons.